Nicotiana attenuata is the source of this 1365-nucleotide messenger RNA. RefSeq lists its product as uncharacterized. The record is from RefSeq and is a predicted model, not a curated record. The transcript is spliced from 2 exons. NCBI's taxonomy places the organism in Eukaryota, Viridiplantae, Streptophyta, Magnoliopsida, Solanales, Solanaceae. Bases 1 to 1365 code for a protein of 454 amino acids.
AUGAAUUCUCCGUCAAAUCUCAAGAAGAAGUCAUCGGAAAGUUUCGGGGAAUACGCUGUUAAAUGGCGCGAACAAGCGGCCAGGGUCAAGCCCCCAAUGGAUGAAAUAGAAAUGGUGAGUAUUUUUCUACAAGCUCAAGAGGCUGAUUACUUUCAGAAUAUGAUGUCGGUAAUAGGGAAACCAUUCGCUGAGGCCAUCAAAAUUGGUGAGAUGGUAGAGAAUGGUCUAAAAACAGGGCGCAUAUUGAGUCAAUCUGCCAUAAGAGCUACGUCCCAAGCAAUUCAAAGCGGGUCCGGAGGUGUAGCAAACAGAAAGAAAAAGGAAAAAGCGGCAAUGGCGGCUUCAGGUCCGAGGAACCCUCGUUUACCCAGAAAUUACUUCUCUCCAAGCCCCCCCCCCCCCCCACAGCAUUAUUAUCCCCACCAGGAUGUGGCUUAUGCUAUGGCCCCCCAACCGUAUGCACUGAUGAACGCCCAGCCAUACGCUCGGCCACAACAACAGUUUAACCAAAACAGAGCUCCACCUCCUAGAAAUAACCCUCCCCACCAAGCUCAGUAUAAUCCCCGACCUCCACAAAAUAAUUUUCCUUACAAUGCCCGUGCACGGGAGCCACCCAGGAGAACAAAUUUCAAGCCUAUUGGUGAGUCAUACUCUAGCCUUUUCCCUAAACUUGUCCAAAUGGGUUUGUUGCAACCCGUACCCCAAACCAGGCAAAACCCAGAGUCGCCCUCUUACCGACCCGGUGCUCGAUGUGCCUAUCAUUCGGGAGCGGAAGGGCAUGACACUGAAGACUGUUGGACCCUGAAAAGGGCGGUUGAGAAUCUCAUAGAGCAAAAAUGGAUAGUGCUGAAGGAUGAAGAUGUGACCAACAACCCAUUACCGGCCCACAACAAUGGACCUAGGCCCAUGGCAGACCCCACUGUCGUCCCAUGGAAUUACAACAGAGCGGUAGUGACAUACAAGGGAAAAGAGGUCCUAGGGGAAGCAAAUGAAACUAACCCAACUGAGAAAUACCUUAAUUUGGAGGAUUUGAACAAAGCCAAGAAGAAGCGUUUCCCACUCAAGAAGCCCGUCAGUGCUGAGGAGGCCGAAGAAUUCUUCCAUAAAAUGAAAACUGCUGACUAUGAGGUAAUAGACCAACUCCGGAAGUCUCCUUCACAGGUCUCACUCCUGUCUCUGCUAGUGAGCUCAACCGAGCAUCAGAAAGUGUUGAUAAAAGCCCUCAAUGAAGCUUAUGUUCCGAUUGAAACCACUGUUGAACAACUGGAAAGGAUAGCAGAAAGAUUCUUCGCAAUCAACCAGAUCUCAUUUAGCAAGAAUGAUCUACCCCGGAAGGGGAUGCCCACAAUAGAGCCCUUCACUUGA